Molecule: messenger RNA, 1023 nt
Organism: Caenorhabditis angaria
Lineage: Eukaryota; Metazoa; Nematoda; Chromadorea; Rhabditida; Rhabditidae
Source: the annotation of a GenBank genome assembly
AUGGCCGACGCAGCUCCACCAGCCGAUGCAGCCCCACCAGCAGAAGCCCCACCAGCAUCAACAGCAACUGCAGUAGCAGGAGGAGGUGCAGCACCAGCCGCAGCAGCCGGAGCACAAGGAGAUGCAUCAAUUGGAUUGGUUACUCAAACCUAUUCGAAUUAUGUCAAUGAUAUUCAAGCGGCUGUUGAAGGAUUGCGUCAGCGAGCUGUCGCUUUGCAAGCCGAUGUUCCAGCUCAAUUGCAACAACUUCAAUCACAAAUUGAACCACAAACUCAAGAAAUUGUCAAUUCGUUGAAAGACACUGAAGCACCAAUUAGUUUGGCGCCAGCACAAGUUGUUGAAUUGAUGGGAUGGUCGUCGAUUUUGUUGUUUGCAAUGGGAAUCGCCUCAAUUGUCAGCGCUUAUUUGCUCUCGCCAAUUCUCGGUGUUUUCCUCGGAAGAUUCGGUGCCGGUCUUUUGGCCUCAGUUAUCUUGCCAAUUUCAGCCGCUUAUUAUCUCCGCGAAGCUGACGGAAGCACCGCCGAAACCCGCUCUCAACUCUUAUAUUUGGCAAUUGCUCAAGGACUUCUCCUCGGACACGCUAUUGCUUAUACUUAUAUUGCUGGUCAACCACUUGGUUUCAUCACUCCACUCGUUAUUGCUUUUGCUUAUCCAUUGGUUGCUGGACAAGUUGGAAAUGCUCACGCACCACUUCUUGGAGGAAUUUUGGGAGCAUCAUUUGCUGCUCAAUUUGUUGUUGGUCUUGUAGGCGGAGCUCUUUCUGGUUCCUAUUUGUUGCUUGCUCUUCUUUACACCGCAGCCGCAGCUAUCACUCUCCAAAUUGCAUUCAAAAACUUGCAAGCUCCACAAAAGGUAACAACCCAAUUAACCCUAAUCCCCCUAAUAACUCUCUAAUUUUUCCAGCUUCACCUCUACCAAAUCUUGCUUGUCGGAAGUUUCUUGUUCUCGAAAGCCCUUGUCUACGGACUUUUGGGAGGUGCCGCUCCAGUCGAAGGAGCACAAGCCAAACCAGCCCAACAUUGA